Myxozyma melibiosi is the source of this 2232-nucleotide messenger RNA. RefSeq lists its product as uncharacterized. Bases 156 to 2069 code for a protein of 637 amino acids. NCBI's taxonomy places the organism in Eukaryota, Fungi, Ascomycota, Lipomycetes, Lipomycetales, Lipomycetaceae. The transcript is spliced from 2 exons. The record is from RefSeq and is a predicted model, not a curated record.
GGAGGCGUGCGGCGGAGGAGCUGCCAAAGCUUAAACGACGAAGACAUCGCAGAAGUUAAACCUUACACCUCCAUCGCUCUCUCUUCCUCCUCCAAACACACCUCCCGGACUCAAACAAAGACACGGGAAGCAGGCACAACUCGCGUCGGAGCCAAAUGCGUAUGCUCUCAGGUGCGGUGAGCGCAGCGUCUGCGGGGCGGCGGGCGGGAAACUACCUUGUCCGCUGUACGCCUGGCUUAUCGACCUUGCUCGUGCUUGCGCUCAUUCUUUUCGCUCACGACAGUCUGCUGUUCAUCGGGCUCACGUUGGUGCUCCAUGUCUCUGUCGUGUCAUUCACGGUCAGGUCGUGCUAUGGCAUGUAUAUCACCAGCAAGAGGACCGCGCUGGUGGCUGCAGAGAGUGCGAACAGCGCGCCAGGUACGCCAGGCACGAGGAAGAAUGCGAUACUCUGGAGCGACGAAGACGAUUUGGAAAGCACAGGCGCCGAGAGCGAGAAAAGUGCUAUCGUGUGCUGCGAUGCAGGACGCGGUGAUAGCUCAGAUAGCUUAUCAUCUGGCACGGUGUUUGGGAUAGACGACGAACUCCUCCUCCAUGCUAUCUUUCUUCCAAACUAUAAAGAGUCUCUCGAGACCAUGCGCGAGACUUUGAGCAUGCUGGCGUGCCAUGAUCUGGCGCGCAGCUCCUACGAUAUAUACCUGGCGAUGGAAGAACACGAACCGAGCGCGGUCGAGAAAGCGACGACCCUGAUCCGCGACUUUUCGCCCUACUUCCACCGAAUCACAUACACCCUCCACCCGCACUCCCUCCCCGGCGAAGCCCGCGGCAAGUCCUCAAACAUCUCGUGGUCGACGCGCGCCGCGUCCAAGCACUACCGCUCCGAGUCGCGCACAAACGUGGUCUUCACAGUCAUGGACGCCGACACGCAUCUGCUGCCGCAGUACUUUGAGCAGAUCUGCGUCGACUGCGCGACGAACCUCGAGCGCGCGAACACGUUCACGAUGUACGUCCUGCCGAUCGUGUUUGACCGCAACGCGAGCACCGUCUCGCCGAUCGUGCGGUGCGCGGAUAUGCUCUGGUGCGCGGCGGGUAUCUCGGCGCUGUACGAUUGCUCGCAGGUGCGCACGCCGACGUCGGUGUACUCGAUCACGAUGACGCUCGCGCGGUACGUUGGUUUCUGGGAUACCGGGCCUGGCGCGAUCGGCGAGGACCUGCACAUGUACCUCAAGUGCUAUUUCAAGACCUGUGGGCGGCUGCGGUCGGUCUCGGUCUUCAGCCCGGCGAGCCACUGUAACGUCGUGCAUGAGAACUGGAUGCCGCAGCUGAGUGUGCUGGAACGCUGGCGGCUGUCGUCUGUGGCGCGGUUUAUGCAGGCAUGUAGACAUAUGUGGGGGAUAGUUGACUCGGGAUACGCAAUCAAGCAGACGCUCAGGACGCUGACCUUGGCCGGUCGUCAGAACCAGCUGGGCUCGUUUGAGUACUACGACCAGGAUACGGAAAACAGCGAUGCCGAGCUCGGGUCUGACGAGAAACUGCUCUCGAUUGCGUCGAGUGUCAGGUACCCGUCUGCGACGCCGACCGCGUCCUCAUCCGUCCCGGUAUGGCGCACGAUCGUCCUCCUGCACAGACUCUACGAAGCUCAUUUCCUCCCGGUCCACUACUUCAUCGACAUCAUGGCCUGCUCCGUCCUCCCCAUCUUCACCACCGCAAACGACAGCACACACCUCCUCUUCCACGUCCUGCAAUACACAAACUACCUCCGCACCGCCGCCUUCCUCGGCGUCGUCUUCCAACUCUUUCUCUACGAAAAAUUCCACGCAACAGCAAUCCGCCUCCGCCAUAACCUAAUCUCGACCGCGCUCACCUCGCCGGCCUCGCCAGACCUCAUCAAGCGCUCGCUCUCACAGGUGGGUUUUGCGCCUCGCGGAGGACCUGCUUAUCUGCUUGAUUACGUCCUCUUUCCGGUCGCGGGCACGGUGUUUGGCGCGGUGCCGGCGAUUAAGGCGCAGAUCAUGCAGUUGUGGAGUACCGAGUUUGUGUAUCGCGUGUCGUCGAAGCCGCGGGCGCAGUAGUAGAUUAGAUUCUUGACUGUAUAUAGAUUGUGUUUGUGUAUUUUUAGAACGCUUUUGGAUUUAUUGUUUGUGUUUGCACUCGGGUUCGGUUUAGGAGUGAUAGAGUGCUCUGGCGAAGCAGAUACAACUACACAGACUACUGCAUAAUGUUUAAUAGGAAACG